UCGAUUGAGCGUCGCUCUUGUUCACCGACCUCGACGACGCCCUUCCACGCCAGCCCUUUUUACACUAGCUACCUAUUUACCCUAGAAUCACGAUGUGCGGCAUCUUUGGCUACUGCAACUUCUUGAAGGAAAAGGACCGCAAGGAGAUCCUGGAGAUUCUUUGCACGGGUCUAGCAAGACAAGAAUACCGUGGUUAUGAUUCUGCUGGCCUUGGUAUCGAUGGCGACAAGCCAGGCGAAAUUGUGUUUUUCAAGGAGGUUGGCAAGGUCGCCGGCUUGAGGCAGCGUAUCGCCGAGUCCACCAUCGACACUACGAAGACGGUGAUGUCCCAGGUCUCCAUUGCUCACACCCGUUGGGCAACACACGGUCCUCCCUCCGUUAUUAACUGCCAUCCCCUUCGCUCCGAUGUGAACAACGAGUUCAUCGUUGUACACAACGGUAUCGUGACCAACGCUGCAGCUCUUCGCCAAGUCCUGCAGAAGCGUGGCUUCAAAUUCGAGUCCGACACGGACACAGAAGCGGUUGCCAUUCUAACAAAAUACGUCUAUGAUUCUCGGCAUGACAAGCGCAUGACCUUCACAUCUCUUGUGAAGACCGUCCUGAAAGAGCUUGAGGGUUCUUUCGCCUUCGUCUUCAAGUCUAUCCACUUUCCCAAUGAAAUCGUGACUGCCCGUCGCGGUUCACCUCUCCUGAUUGGUGUCAAGACUGACAAGAAACUCAAAGUCGACUUUGUGGAUGUCGAGUUCGCUGGAGCUGAAGCUGAUAGCAAGGCCGUGGAUAGUCUGGUUCCCACUUCCCCCACUUCUAGAUUGGCGCCUCCAUCGAUGCCGAAUUUGAAUCGUCGCCAGUCGCGCAACUUCAUGUCCGAGGAUGGCAUGCCCCAACCCAUCGAGUUCUUCAUCGCCUCUGACGCUUCUGCCAUUGUGGAGCGCACGAAGCGUGUGCUCUACUUGGAAGAUGAUGACAUUGCUCACAUCGCUGAGGGUCAACUGCACAUUCACCGUCUGCGCCGGGAUGAGUCUGGUAAAGCCGAGUCACCUGCCAUUCGCAACAUCGAGACGCUCGAGAUUGAGAUUGCCGAGAUCAUGAAGGGCAAGUUCGAUCACUUCAUGCAGAAAGAGAUUUACGAACAACCCGAGUCCGUCGUCAACACUAUGCGUGGACGCGUGAACUUUGAUGACUACAAAAUCACGCUCGGUGGGCUGCGUGCCUAUCUGCACAUUAUGCGUCGCGGUCGCCGUAUUGUUUUCUGCGCUUGCGGAACGAGUUAUCACUCUGCGUUGGCGACUCGUGCGAUUUUCGAGGAGUUGACGGAAAUCCCCGUUAGCGUAGAACUCGCAUCCGACUUCCUUGACAGAAAGACUCCCAUCUUCCGUGAUGACGUCUGUGUCUUUGUCAGUCAGAGUGGAGAGACUGCUGAUACGAUCCUGGCACUGCGGUACUGCUUGGAGCGUGGCGCCCUCUGUGUGGGAGUUGUCAAUACCGUCGGUUCGACGAUCUCGCGUGAAACACACUGCGGUAUUCACAUCAAUGCUGGUCCCGAAGUUGGUGUCGCGUCCACCAAGGCAUAUACAUCCCAGUACAUUGCACUGAUGUUGAUGGCGCUGCAGCUAUCAGAGGAUCGAAUCUCCUUCACUGAACGCCGCAACCAGAUCAUCGAUGGCCUUCGUGCUCUCCCUGCACAAAUCAAGAGUGUUCUCGACAAAGACAAGAGUUUGCGGGAGCUUGCCACUACCGUCCUCGCAAACUCGCGCAGUUUGUUGUUGAUGGGCCGUGGAUAUCAGCAUGCCACUUGCCUUGAGGGCGCCCUCAAGAUUAAGGAGAUCAGCUACAUGCACUCGGAGGGUAUCCUUGCAGGAGAGCUCAAGCACGGUCCCUUGGCGUUGAUCGAUGAGAACAUGCCGGUUAUCAUCAUCAUGACCCAGGAUUCAUUAUACCCGAAGGUCCAGUCCGCGUUCGAACAGAUAACUGCUCGCAAGGCUCAGCCCAUCGUGGUCUGCAACGAGGGUGAUACUGGAAUCAAGGCUGGUGUGAAGACCAUUCGUGUUCCUCGCACUAUGGACUGCUUGCAAGGUCUCGUGAACAUUAUUCCCCUGCAGCUAUUGAGCUACCACUUGGCCAUCAAGAACGGGUUUGACGUCGACUUCCCGCGUAAUUUGGCCAAGUCAGUUACGACCGAAUAAACGACUCUUUACUUUCAUCCGCGGAAGGGUGGCAUGCAUAUCCUUGCCUCAGGCUAUCAUCAUGGACUUUCAAAAUUACUGUACACAUACCGCUUUUACGGACUGGAUAAGGUUUUGUACUCGACAACGGACGAUUUGCAUUCACGGACGGUUUUGAGCUUUCUUCUCUUUGACUUCACGAUCCUCAUUCGCUACCGUAUAUCCACCCUUACUUGAUCUUCGAGCCCCAUUCGUUCCGCAUAGCAUACACGUUAGCAACUGUCCCCACAGCGAAAAUUGAAUGGUCUCGGUUAUUUGGAGCACGAUC
Molecule: messenger RNA, 2490 nt
Organism: Suillus clintonianus
Lineage: Eukaryota; Fungi; Basidiomycota; Agaricomycetes; Boletales; Suillaceae
Exons: 7
Coding region: 93-2183 (696 amino acids)
Biological process (GO): protein N-linked glycosylation; fructose 6-phosphate metabolic process; UDP-N-acetylglucosamine metabolic process
Molecular function (GO): L-glutamine:D-fructose-6-phosphate transaminase (isomerizing) activity; carbohydrate derivative binding
Source: RefSeq, a predicted model, not a curated record